Molecule: messenger RNA, 1729 nt
Organism: Daldinia loculata
Lineage: Eukaryota; Fungi; Ascomycota; Sordariomycetes; Xylariales; Hypoxylaceae
Product: DUF383-domain-containing protein
Exons: 4
Coding region: 314-1405 (363 amino acids)
Source: RefSeq, a predicted model, not a curated record
CAGUGAAGUUUGAACGGAUCCAUAGGUUGGUGAUUGUUAAAAGGAGAACUCCCAAAUAACUUAGAUUUCUCGUAUUAUUGCAUAAACCCGGUCCAAUGCAUUUUAUAAUACGGAUCUGUACGGGUAUAUGCAUUACACCAAAGAAACCCACGUCAUUUUUGCUAAGCCCCUCCAUAGAGCUACUCAACCCCUCCAACCCUAUCCCGUCGCAAAAUUCUUAGUUGAUAGGAAUUUACCUCCCAACUCAUAGCGAAGAAACACUUAGGUUUGAGAUUUUUUAUCUAUAUACUUUAAAUAUUCAAACGUUUCCAGGAUGCCUACGGAAUUGGAGGAGUUGGUUGGCUUCAUUGCUGAUCCUAAACCUGAGAUUCGAGCUCUUGCGACGGAGCAUCUAGUCCCCUAUUCGACGUCUCAGCCCAGCAUCUUCAAGGUGGAUAAUUCCAAGCCUAUUAAAAACUUGAAGCUCUUAGUGAAAGAUCAUCCGAAAAUUGCCGAGCAUGUUAUAACCAUUCUCAUCAACCUCGCGGCUGAUCAAGAAAUUCUGGAAAGCUUAGCUACGGACGACAAGUUCUUAGAUGAGGUUCUAAGACAGAUAAUUAUCGCAACCGAACCUAACGCAAAUCUCCUUUCCAUGCUACUAGCAAACCUUUCAAAAUGGGACUCCCUAAAGAGGGUCUUGAAUAAGAAGCAGCCAUCGCCAACCGAGCUUGGAUCAAAUGAGCUGGUUUUAAACCAACUAGUCGACCUAUUCGUUAAAGGCGCGGACGGAUCGUAUAACAAGAACGCAGAUUUCGACCAUUUGGCUUACCUGUUUGCUGAUCUAACAAAACAUGCCGAGGUCCGGCACUAUUUUGUACGGAAGCAAGAAUAUGAUGGGGUAAUACCUAUCACAAAAUUGAAGGUCUUCACUGAGUAUAAGUCAAACGUUAGGCGGAAGGGAGUCGCUUCCACUCUAAAGAAUGUCGCCUUUGAUGUACCUUCGCACCCACUGUUCCUGUCGGAGGAUGACAUCGAUAUCUUGCCAUAUGUGCUGCUGCCGAUAAUGGGGAACGAGGAGUACGACGAAGAUGAGAUGAUGUCAAUGCUUCCCGAUCUUCAGCUUCUUCCCCCUGAUAAACAGCGCGAGGACGAUCCGAACAUCAUUCAGACGCACGUCGAGACACUAUUACUUUUGUCGAGCACUAGGGAGGGUAGAGAACAGAUGCGUAAUGUCAAGGUGUACCCAAUCAUUCGGGAAACCCACUUGCGUGUUAAUGAUGAAGGCGUUCGAGAUGCCUGCGAGCGGUUAGUUCAGGUUCUGAUGCGUGAUGAGGAAGAUCCAGAUAAGGUAGAUCGUGUCAAGGAAAUUGGACAGGACGACCAAGACGGCAACGAAGAGGAUGAUGACCAAAUCGUCGAGGUGUAAAUGGCACAGCAUGUGUGAACUUAUUAAUGCCCUAUUGGUAAAAUUGUCCUAUGCCUGCUGAGAAUUAUUAGAGCCUACGGGGUUAUUCGAGCCGUUUAGCUACCUCUGUCAAAACAGACACCAGUAGCCUUCUGAAAGCAAGUCGCUCAGCUCGGAUUCUCUAGCGGGUACACUGCGUCGAGAUUAUAUUAGGUAGCCAUAACCCUCUGGGGUUCUUGGCUAAUGUUAUGCCCUGAAACUGGGAGCUGUGGCUGACAGGUGGGAGGGCGGCAUAAGUCAAGCCCACUCUAGAUGGCUUCCGUUGCAUCAGCCAAGGCGAAUCAC